AACUCUGAUUGUGGAGCAGGAAGGAUGAUCUCUGUUUCUCUCUUCAGACAAACACACAAAGCUUCACUCUGGUAAAUCUUCAGACGGUCACAAUGCAGAUCUUUGCUGCUCUGGUUCUCCUGGGAACAGCCCUGCAUGGCGCUGCACCAAUGACUCACUCUAUGAUGAAUUUCAUCACUGCAUCGUCUCAAGUCCCAAACUUCCCAGAGUUUGUGUUUGUUGGUUUGGUUAAUGAGAUUGAGGUAGCGCAUUAUGAUAGUAACAGCAGGAAAUAUGAACCCAAACAGGAGUGGAUGAUCAGAAUCACAGAAGAUGAUCCUCAGUACUGGCAGAGGGCGACUGAGAAUGGAUUUGUUGAACAGCUGAUCUUCAAACACAACAUUGAAGUUGUAAAGCAGCUCUUCAACCACACUGGAGGUGUCCACAUACUCCAGUGGAUGGUUGGCUGUGAAUGGGAUGAUGAGACUGAUGAGGUCAAAGGUUAUGAACAGUACGCUUAUGAUGGAGAAGACUUUAUCUCAUAUGACCUGGAGACAGAGACAUGGGUCGCUCCAAAACAACAGGCUGUCUUCACCAAACACAAGUGGGAUGAUGACAAAUAUCUGAUGGAUCUGAGAAAACACUACCUCACCCAGAUUUGUCCUGAGGGGCUGAAGAAGUAUGUGAACUUGGGGAGGAGCUCUCUGCUGAGAAAAGACCUUCCCUCAGUGUCUCUCCUCCAGAAGACUCCCUCCUCUCCAGUUAGCUGCCACGCUACAGGUUUCUACCCUGACGUAGCCAUGGUGUUCUGGAGGAAAGAUGGAGAGGAGCUUCAUGAGGACGUGGACCUCGGAGAGAUCCUCCCCAACCACGAUGGAUCCUUCCAGAUGAGUGUUGACCUGGACCUCUCAUCAGUCAAACCUGAAGACUGGACCAGGUACGACUGUGUGUUUCAGCUGGUUGGUGUGAAGGAGCACAUCUUCACCAGACUGGAAGAAGAAAAGAUCAGGACCAACAGAGAGAAACCCACUGACAAGAACGGCAUCAACAUUCCUGCAGUCGUUCUUCCUCUCGUCCUCCUCCUCCUCGCUGUGAUUGGAUUCUUAGUUUACAGAAGAAGAAUAACAGGAAGAUGGUGUUAGAAGAUACUCUGGCAUUUGGCAGUUGUGACGACUAAAACCAUGUGUGUGUUUUGUUUUUCAGCCAACUGUAAGUCAUCUUCUGAAAACAACUCUGAGUUCUCUGAGAAACUGAAUUGUGGAAAAGACAACCCUGAAGGCCAAACACACAACCCUGCACAAAGUGGGCUGCUUCAGGAGACAUGAACUUUUCACACCUGCUGUUAAACAAAGACGCCUUCAACUUUGUGUAAAACAACUUCUGUCAUUGUUUCUUAUUCAGCUUUUGUGACACAAUCUAGCUUUGAAGAACAUAUUUGACUUUAUACAGAUUUUCCAUAACAAAGUUGAGAUUUUAAUAAAAGUGUGAAGAGAAAGACACAGAUUCUUUCAGAAACCUUCACAUCAGCAGAUCAGAUAAAGUGUAAUAUUAAAAAGUCAAAUAUGAACCUUAAGAAAAACAGUGACACCAAAUCACUGAAACAAUGUUGAAAAAAAUCAAAAAGAAAUAAUUUGUUUAAAAAGCAUAUUAGCUAAAUGCUUACAAAAUGUUCACACUAGUUAAUGAAUCAUGGAUAUUUGAGGUCUAAAUGAAGCUGUAAAUAUGAGGCUUUGUGGAAUUUUACUCUCCAAACCUCUAUGGUAAAUAAUUCAGAUUUUUAUAUAUAUAUUUUAUAU
Messenger RNA from Centropristis striata (black sea bass), 1775 nucleotides. Its product is annotated as H-2 class I histocompatibility antigen, Q9 alpha chain-like. The transcript is spliced from 6 exons. Lineage: Eukaryota; Metazoa; Chordata; Actinopteri; Perciformes; Serranidae. Gene Ontology annotation, biological process: immune response. Gene Ontology annotation, cellular component: external side of plasma membrane. The record is from RefSeq and is a predicted model, not a curated record. Bases 93 to 1121 code for a protein of 342 amino acids.